AUGUUGGAUGCGGCUGUGAUCCAAACUACUGCUGCUCUCUUUGGGGAGUGGCGGCGUUUCUGGGGAAGGUUUGCUCCAGCGAGGUGGCAAUUUAAGCCGCGCCUAGCUAUUGCGUCCGUGUCCCGAUCUUCUAGUGACUCAGAGGAAGUGUCGGAGGAGAAAGCCAAGGCUUCCAAGCCCUCGAUCACGUCUAAUGCCAACAAGGAAGUGAAGAAGCCCAAGCAGAGUGAGACUCCUGCCACCACGUCUUCAAACCUAGUCAACUCGACGGGUACUGCGCAGAAGAAGAAGGGCCAGAACAACAAAAACAAGAAGCAAGCUGCCAACGGCGCGGUUAACUAA
This is a messenger RNA of Phytophthora nicotianae INRA-310, 342 nucleotides long. RefSeq lists its product as hypothetical. The transcript has 2 exons. The coding region runs from base 1 to 342 and encodes 113 amino acids. Lineage: Eukaryota; Oomycota; Peronosporomycetes; Peronosporales; Peronosporaceae. The record is from RefSeq and is a predicted model, not a curated record.